AUGUUGCUCUUUCUGCUCUUCACCUUGGGCAUGCUGCUGCUCAGCGCGAGAAGAAAUGGCCAACUUUGCCAAGACGGCCAGUAUUGCGGCAUCUCGCGCAUCCGGGACAAGCUGCCCACUUUGGGGAACAAUGGAGGCCCGAGCAGCGACAAAACCGCCGACGCGAACCUCCUGUCCCCGUCCGCGUCCGCGUCCGCGUCUUCGUCUCCGUCUCCGUCUCCGUCCCCGUCUCCGUCCCCGUCUCCGUCUUCGUCUCCGUCUUCGUCUCCGUCUUCGUCUUCGUCUUCGUCUCCGUCCCCGUCUCCGUCCGCGUCCGCGUCCGGGUCCGGCACCCAAGCUCAACCUUCUUCCUCGACCCUUGACGACAGCGAAUGCGCCAACUUCCCCAACACGACCAGCGUCUUGACAAUUAUGAAGACUGGCGCUUCGGAAGCGUACUCCAAGAUACCCACGCAACUCAUGACAAACCUUAAAUGCCUUCCCGACUACCUCUUAUUCAGUGACAUGAGCCAGAAAAUCGCAGGCUAUACCAUACAUGAUUGUCUCGACACCGUCCUCGACAAAGUCAAGCAGGACAGCAAGGAUUUCGAACUCUACCAUCGACAACAGAAAUGCCCCGUUGACCAGGAUCUAUGCAACAAGGUCCACGACACCGCCAAGCAGGGCUGGGAGCUGGACAAGUACAAGAACAUUCACAUGGCGGAGAAGGCGUACGCGAUGCGGCCCAACUACGACUGGUACCUGUUCGUCGACGCCGAUACCUACGUUGCUUACCCAACCUUGACGGAGUGGUUGAAGCACUUGGACCCGUCGAAGCGAAACUACAUUGGAAGCGUCGCCAUGUUGGGAUCACUGCUAUUUGGCCACGGCGGAAGCGGCUAUCUUCUCUCCAAAGCCACCAUGCAAGCCAUGUUCGGGGGCAGAACUAAUGUCGCCAACAAGUUCGAUGAACAAGCCCAGCAUAUAUGCUGCGGCGAUGCCCUGCUUGCUCAGGCCCUGAAGGAUGAGGCGGGCAUUGAGGUUAUCAACGCAUGGCCAACCAUCAAUGGCGAGAAGCCACAUACUUUACCGUAUGCCGAGGACGGAUGGUGCCACCCCAUCUCGACCAUGCACCACGUAGUAGCUCAGGACAUCUCCGACUUGUAUGCCUUUGAAAAAGAGCGCAAGUUUGCCCAGCCUCUCCGAAUCAAGGACCUGUACCACAAAUUCAUGGAGCCACACCUUUUGGAAGAUCGAGCAGACUGGGACAACCUUAGCGAUGACACGGUGUACCUGAAUACUUCCAUGGCAAAGUACGACGAAUGGGAGAUUAAUCGAGCCAAGAAGGAUGGCCUCAGCAACGAGGAGGCUCAGGCGCACAAGAGUUUCGAGGACUGCAAGAAGGCUUGCCAGAGCAUAGAUGAUUGCCUCCAGUUCCGCUACCAAAACUACAUCUGUCGCACGUCGCGCAAGUUGAAGCACGGCAAGCCCUCGGCCAAAGAGAACGAAGAGUUUAAAAGGUUCCUGAGUGGCUGGAAUGUCGAGAGAAUCAAGGCAUGGAUCGACAAGCAAGGCGACUGCAGCGGCCCUGUCAAGUGGCCGCUAGCCGAAUAG
Ustilaginoidea virens is the source of this 1593-nucleotide messenger RNA. RefSeq lists its product as uncharacterized. NCBI's taxonomy places the organism in Eukaryota, Fungi, Ascomycota, Sordariomycetes, Hypocreales, Clavicipitaceae. Gene Ontology annotation, cellular component: membrane. The transcript has 2 exons. Gene Ontology annotation, molecular function: glycosyltransferase activity. The record is from RefSeq and is a predicted model, not a curated record. The coding region runs from base 1 to 1593 and encodes 530 amino acids.